Messenger RNA from Leptopilina heterotoma, 1330 nucleotides. It is a transcript of the gene Pex19, whose product is annotated as peroxisomal biogenesis factor 19. The record is from RefSeq and is a predicted model, not a curated record. Bases 93 to 986 code for a protein of 297 amino acids. Gene Ontology annotation, cellular component: peroxisome; peroxisomal membrane. The transcript has 5 exons. Gene Ontology annotation, biological process: protein import into peroxisome membrane. Lineage: Eukaryota; Metazoa; Arthropoda; Insecta; Hymenoptera; Figitidae.
UAUUCUAUUCUGCGAAUGUGUUUCUUGACAAAUAUUGAACUGGUGAUGUGUUGUGUGUUUGUAAAAAAAAACUGAUCAGCUGAUUUUUAAAAAUGUCCGACGAAGAGAAAAAGACGGAUAAGAAUGCAGAUUCUGUUGAUGAUGCAGAAUUAGACGAUCUUCUUGAUAGUGCGUUGGAGGAUUUUAAUAAAAAGCCAAAGGACGUAAAGAAAGAUGAGACGACGGUCACGACUGCAUCUUCGAUACCAAAAGAAAAUGAAGAGCCAGUUGAUGAGGAAUCCUGGUCGCAAGAUUUUAUCAAACAAGCUGCCGAUCAAUUCGAGAGAAAUCUUCAAAAUCUGAUUCAAAAUGGUGGCGACGGUGAUUUCGGUGCAUCAAUUCAAAGAAUGGCACAAAGCGUACAAAGUGCGAUGACAAACGAAGGAAAUGAUACCGAAGGUGUUACAGCGGAUUUUCAAUCGGCUAUUUCGCAAGCCCUCCGAGAUUUAUCAGUCACUGCAGAAAAUAUGCAGAAUUCCGGAGGAGAAUUUGGUGAAUCCGAAUUGGCAGCAAUGUUAGAACAGUCAAAUUUAGAAGAAGCUCCUGGUGAAUUUUUACCAUUUAUGCAAGGAAUGAUGCAAUCAUUACUGUCAAAAGAAGUUCUCUAUCCAUCGCUAAAAGAUUUGGUGGAAAAAUACCCACAAUGGUUAGAGGAGAAAAAAGAUACAUUAUCGUCAGAGGAUUUCACAAGAUAUUCUAAGCAAUUGGAACUCAUGGGAAAGGUAUGUGCGGAGCUGGAAACAGAAAAAGAAGACGACACGGACGAAAUAAAGAAACGAAGAUUCGACAAAACAUUAAUGUUAAUGCAAGAGAUGCAAACGUGUGGUCAUCCACCUGAAGAUUUAAUUGGCGAGCAACCGCCACUCUUUCAAUCGGAUGGAUCAGGAAAUCCAAUUGUCCCAUCAUUUCCGCCUAUUGGCGAUCCACAAAAUUGUUGUCUCAUGUGAAACGCAGCCUCUCUUUUCAGUUUAUCGUCAAUUUAUUAAAAAAAAAAAAAAGAAAAAAACCAAACAGAAAAGACCAUUGAAAAGCGUUUUUAAUUGAGAAGAAAAAAAAAUAAAGUGCAAUCAUACCCUCCUUCGAAAGUGUAUCAUCGAGAAAUAAAAAUAUCUGUACAUUGUAAAAUUAUUUAUAGAAAAACAAUUGACUCACGCAACAAGAUUUUUUCCUCUAAACAAAUAUAUCUAAAGGAACGCAUUUUGAUCAUCAAUAUUUGUACAGCGUGUACGGUAAUGAAUUUGUGUAUAAAAAAAAAUUGAUUAGUAAAUUAUUUCUAUUCUUCAGAAAUGAA